Molecule: messenger RNA, 978 nt
Organism: Orbilia oligospora ATCC 24927
Lineage: Eukaryota; Fungi; Ascomycota; Orbiliomycetes; Orbiliales; Orbiliaceae
Exons: 3
Coding region: 1-978 (325 amino acids)
Biological process (GO): heme oxidation
Molecular function (GO): heme oxygenase (decyclizing) activity
Source: RefSeq, a predicted model, not a curated record
AUGUUUUCUAGCAGUGGGAACACAAAGAAGCUGUCGCUGGGCGAUGAGAUCAAUUACAUCACAGCUUCGCUUCAUCAUGAACUUAACAUGAUCAUUAUGAGCCGGCUGCCGCUGGGCUUGAAGAAUCCCAAGGCAUUCCAUGAAGGCCUCACAUCAUUCUCCAUCCUUUACUCCAGCUUCGAAUCUGCCCUUGACUCUCAUAUUCGUAACCCUUCAACACCUUCCCGUACUCGAGCUAUCCUGGAGCAUGUCUACAUCCCGGCUGUCCACCGUGCAGCUACUUUCGAGGCCGACCUGAAGAAGUACUCUCCUUCAUCCGAAAAGGACGAGCUAACAAAAGGCACACCUGCUCGCGCCCAUGUUCUCAAUCAUAUCCGUCGGGCCACGACCGAGACUCCUCACGUGCUUCUCGCGUACUGUCACUGCCUCUACAUGGCCCUUUUCGCUGGUGGCCAGCACAUCAAAGCGGCCAUAGCCCGUUCUGCCGUUCGAAAACUCGACUUAGCGCAACAUCAGACCGUCCCCGAAGAAGCCAAGAAGUCGGCGCCCGGUAUCGCGUUGUUCACUUUUGACGGUCGGUCGACAAAGGAAGAGCAGGAGUUACGCCAAAAGCUUCGUGAUGGAAUCCGUCAAGCCGAGGAACUAUUAACGCCCAAGGAACGUGCUGAGGUGCUCGCCGAGUCGUGUGAGGUUUUCAAGCUGACGAGACGAUUGGUCGACGAGCUCGACGGGAUCUGUGGAACCGCACCGACGGUACUGGUGGCUACAAAACAGUAUACCGAAAGCGAAUCGCCGACCGUGCCAUCGGUUGAAGGUCAAACUUCGGGGAGAUCAUGGAUCAAGAGAUUGGAUAGGAAGAGGGUUGAGACCAUGGUGAAAGGGUUUGUUUGUGUGUCCUUCUUAGUGGGGUACCUGAUGUAUUUGAACAUUUCGUCCCCGUCAGCCGCUACUGAAGGACUGGAAGGGAAUGGGAACUAG